AUGAGUGACAGUUGGAGACUAGUAAUGGAGCCAGAGGACGAUUUCCUAUAUAAAUACAAAGGAAUCUAUUUCGUAAAUGGCUUGUCUUCACCCGAAGGUAUAGAUUUACUGGACAGUUUGGAAAUCCGAGAUGAUGAUAUAUUCAUAAUCACAUAUCCUAAAUCUGGCACAAUAUGGACUCAGAAUAUUGUGAGCCUGAUUCUUCAUGAAGGUCAUCGAGAUGAAACUGAAAAUAUUACCCUGAUUGACCGAGCACCCUGGCUGGAGUAUAAUAUUUUGAAUGUAGAUUUUCCCAGUUGCCCAUCACCUCGUCUCUUUAGUUCCCAUCUGCCCUACUAUUUGGUACCCAAAGGAUUACGAAGUAGAAGAGCAAAAAUUAUUUAUGUGCUUAGAAAUCCAAAGGACGUCAUGGUUUCUAACUAUUAUUUUCACAAACUGUCAGUCAAAGUAGAAACCCCAAAAGACUUCAGUACUUUCUUUGAGAAGUUUUUGGCUGGAAAAGUGUUUUGUAGUUCGUGGCUAGACCAUGUAGAAGGCUGGUAUGCUCAUAAGGGUGAUUUCAAUAUUCUCUUCCUUUCUUAUGAAGAAAUGAAAAAGGACAAUGAUCCCAAACACACCAGCAAAUCUACAACAGAAUGGCUGAAAAAGAAAAGACUCAAGGUGUUGCAAUGGCCCAAAGUCCAGACCUCAACCCGAUUGAAAUGGUGUGGUGGGACUUCAGAAAGCUGCACUAUUGGGGACUGGAAGAGCACCAUGACUGUUGCCCAGAAUGAAAAGUUUGACCGUGUCUUUAAGGACAGGAUAGAAAAGCUGCCCUUCAGGUUCUGCUGGGAUAUUCAGGAAGAUCCUGAGCCUAUUUCCAGUUCAGCGGAGGAAAAUAAUGUGUGAUACACACCUUCAAGUGGCUUGAAUCAGAGAUGACCUUCCAAGAACGGUCUUUCUGUAACCUUGUAAUGCUUAAGUCUCAACUCUGCAGAGAUCAUAGAACAGAGCAACAUCAAAUU
Molecule: messenger RNA, 1004 nt
Organism: Protobothrops mucrosquamatus (brown spotted pit viper)
Lineage: Eukaryota; Metazoa; Chordata; Lepidosauria; Squamata; Viperidae
Product: amine sulfotransferase-like
Exons: 7
Coding region: 1-888 (295 amino acids)
Biological process (GO): sulfation
Cellular component (GO): cytoplasm
Molecular function (GO): sulfotransferase activity
Source: RefSeq, a predicted model, not a curated record